GCCAUUCGUUGCUCCAACCGUUAAGAUGUUAAUUUCAGACUAUUGGCUACGCGCGAUAUUAUUUUUCAUCGUCGCAACAUUGGCUGUGCUCAACGGAGUGUCAGCUGAUGAUGACGUGAUUGAUUAUCGCCUGCCCUCGGCUGUUGUACCCACGCACUACACAUUGUAUCUGCACCCCGAAUUAGACACUGGCAAUUUCACAGGCCAGGAACUGAUUAGUAUCAAAGUUGUCGAAGCAACGAAGCAAAUCAUUUUGCAUUCGAACAAACUUACCAUCACCAGUGUUUAUGUGCUGAACAGAGAAGUUGACAAAUAUGAACUUGAUCCUGUGCGUGAGUUCCUUAUCAUCGAUUUGGUUGAGGAGCUUACAGUGGAUGCUACCAUUACUCUGGGAAUAGUGUUUGGAGGAGAAUCCCAAAAUAAGCUUGUCGGAUUGUAUAGCAGCAGCUAUCAAACGCCGGCUGGCCAGCAAAGGAAAAUUGCCACCACGAAAUUCGAGCCAACUUAUGCACGCCAGGCCUUCCCCUGUUUCGAUGAACCUGAAAUGAAGGCAACAUUCAACAUCAGCGUCAUUCAUCCCAGUGAAGGCUCCUACGAUGCUGUCUCCAAUAUGAACAAAAUUGAAACGCAGAAUUUGGGUGAAAAUACAAUGGCCACCUUUGGCAUGAGCGUUCCAAUGAGCACAUAUCUGGCAUGUAUUAUUGUCUCAGAUUUCGAGAAAAAAACGAGCACAGUCAGGGCCAAUGGAAUUGGUGAGGAUUUCGAGAUGGGUGCAUAUGCCACACCUCAUCAGCUGAGCAAAGUAGAUUUUGCCCUGGAUUUUGGAGUUGCUGUCACAGAGUACUACAUCCAGUACUUUAAAGUACCUUAUCCUCUACCCAAGUUGGAUAUGGCUGCAAUUCCCGACUUUGCUUCGGGUGCAAUGGAACACUGGGGUUUGGUAACCUACCGCGAGACAGCUCUGCUAUAUGACGAUGACUACAGCUCUACGGCAAACAAACAGUCUAUAGCUGGAACCUUGGCUCAUGAAAUUACCCACCAAUGGUUCGGCAAUCUUGUUACCAUGAAGUGGUGGAACGAUCUCUGGCUAAAUGAGGGAUUUGCUCGGUUUAUGCAGUACAAAGGAGUGAACGCCGUUUAUCCAGACUGGGGAAUGUUGGAACAAUUCCAAAUCUUGUCAAUGCAUUCAGUGCUGAUCUUCGACGCCAAGCUCUCAUCACACCCUAUCGUUCAAAAGGUCGAGUCACCUGAUGAGAUUACCGCAAUUUUCGAUACGAUUAGCUAUGACAAAGCUGGCUCCAUUCUUCGUAUGCUGGAGAAUCUUGUUGGCUCUGAGAAAUUCGAGGAAGCAGUUACCAAUUAUUUAAUUAAAUUCGAGUACGGUAAUACGGUCACUGAUGACUUUUUGACUGAAGUAGCUGCUGUAUUCAGCGACUUGGAUGUUAAGCAAUUGAUGCGCACAUGGACCGAGCAGAUGGGUUAUCCAGUGCUUAAUGUAUCGCGAUCUAAUGCAGGUUUUACAAUCACACAACAACGAUUCCUCUCAAAUAAGGAGAGCUAUAACGAAGAAGCAGAGGCUAGUGAAUUCAACUACAAGUGGAGCAUUCCGGUUACAUAUAUCCUAGAUACCUUUGCCAGCGGUGAAGUCAAGGACCUGAUAUUCGACUAUAAUCUAGAUGCAGCAGGAAUUGAAGUGGACAACGAUGUUAAGUGGAUCAAGAUGAAUGUGCAUCAGACUGGUUACUAUCGUGUGAACUACGACAGCAUCCUAUGGGAGGUAAUCAAUAAUCAACUUAUCGAAGAUCCCUCUCGUUUCGAUAUUGCCGAUCGUGCGCAUCUGUUGAAUGAUGCCUUUGCCCUCGCCGAUGCCAGUCAAUUAGCCUACAGCGUGCCUCUGGAAAUGACAUCUUACCUGGCACAGGAGACGGACUUUGUGCCAUGGUAUGUGGCUGCCUCUAAGCUGCAGUCUUUGAAGAGUAGCCUGCAGUACACCGAUAGUUAUUCUUCGUACUUAACGUAUGCGCGUUCUAUUCUUGCUAAUGUCUACUCGGAAGUGGGCUGGACUGUAGAUGCGGACAAUCAUUUGAGAAACCGCCUCCGAGUUUCUGUGCUGACUGCAGCUUGUUCUUUGGGACUUCCCGAUUGCCUUAGUCAAGCAGCUCAGCGUUUCACUACCUUUGUUCAGAAUCCCACUGCUGCCAAUCGGCCAUCUCCUGAUCUACGCGAGGUCGUCUACUAUUACGGAAUGCAGCAGUCGAGUAGCGAGUCAAACUGGGAGAAGCUUUUGGAGAUUUUCAAGGCUGAAACUGAUGCCAGCGAGAAGUUGAAGCUUAUGUAUGGUCUUUCCGGUGUGCAGGAUGCUCAGCUGCUUUAUCGUUACCUUGAACUGGCUACAGAUGAGAGCAUCGUUCGAAGCCAGGACUAUUUCACCUGCGUUCAAUACAUUGCCGGCAAUCCUGUGGGUGCACCGAUCGUCUGGGAAUACUACCGGGAACAAUGGCCUCAGUUGGUAGAGCGCUUUGGACUUAAUGAUCGGACUUUGGGCAGACUUAUUGCUAGCAUUACAGCUAACUUUGCAAGUGAGGUGAAGUUGGAGGAGGUGCAAUACUUCUUUAGCAAAUAUCCGGAGUCUGGAGCUGGUGCCAGUUCUCGUCUGCAGGCAAUUGAAACCAUUAAGUACAACAUUAAUUGGCUGCAAGAAAAUAGCGAUGAAAUUACUACAUGGCUAAGUGGAAAACUAUAAAAUACUAAUUGAAAAGUAAAUAUCGAAAAAUAAAUACACUUUGCCUAAGGCGAUCAUCUUUACUCCACGUCCACUGUAAACUGUGGCUUACCUUACUUUUUUAAUUAGUCAUGCAAAUAAAUGUGUUAUGGUUAAUUUUUGUAAUUUUAUAGCAGAACAACACUGUUUUGU
Messenger RNA from Drosophila albomicans, 2914 nucleotides. Its product is annotated as glutamyl aminopeptidase-like. Gene Ontology annotation, cellular component: cytoplasm. The record is from RefSeq and is a predicted model, not a curated record. Gene Ontology annotation, molecular function: metalloaminopeptidase activity; peptide binding; zinc ion binding. NCBI's taxonomy places the organism in Eukaryota, Metazoa, Arthropoda, Insecta, Diptera, Drosophilidae. The transcript is spliced from 6 exons. Bases 26 to 2743 code for a protein of 905 amino acids. Gene Ontology annotation, biological process: peptide catabolic process; proteolysis.